AUCCAACCUGUUAAGAUGCAUUGGUUUCAGUGGGAUAUCUACUGAGGGUGCAACCACCACAAUAAAAGUCAUUCCUAUAAAAACGCAGCUUUUUUAAAAACAGCAAGCAGAAUUGUAGCAUGUCUCUCCGAUGCAAAGAUUGUGAAGUGCAUUCAUGUGAUCAGCAAGAUUCUGAUGCGGUAACCGAAAGUGGGAGAAGCAGGGAGUAACUAAUAACUGGUUAGGCAAGGUCAACUUCUUCAGCACACUUACUAAUAACGUUGUGAUUGUCAGUAAACCUUACUACUAAACAAUGGUCAUUCGUGUCUGAAUACUCACGAUGUGUCUGACAAAUAUGACCAGGUUAACUGGUUGAUCUUGGCACUGACGAUCAGCAUUUCUAUUGUCGAUUACUCUAGUCUUGCACGGAGUUGGCAGGCUCGGGGGGGGAGUUGAGAGUGUAGAAGCUGCGCACCUCAUCUGGAGCGAUGUAGACAAGGCCAGAGUAGCCGAGCGCAGAGGCCUUUUUCCCCCAUUCCCCUUUUGUGUGUGUGUUUACAUUUUUUAUUUUUAAACGGAGGGGGAAAAGUAUUAAGCGCGUCCGAAGCGCGGGGCCGAGGUGGGAAUGAUGUACGCCUUCGUGAGGUUUCUGGAAGACGACCUGUGCUACGCCCUGCCGGUCUCCAGCGUGAAGGACUUCAGACCCGUGCACAAAGCGGAUUUCGACAACCAGAAGGUGUAUGUGGUGCACAGAUCCGAGGCCAGCGGCACAGGAACGGGCGGGCCCGGCAAGGCGCAGAUCCUCGCCCUGGCAGAAAAUAUAGAGGAGUUCGAACACAGUAUUAUGCAGAAGAAGAUGAAAAUUCCCAAGCUGUCCAAUAGAGACAUGGCUAACGCAGUGGAGAACCACUUUGGGGAGGAUCAGCUUCCGCUCCGACAUAAAAAGGUGCAGGACCAUGGGCGAGCCAGUGCCAACUCCUCCAAGAGCUUGGCGGCCGUGGUGGCCCGAUUAGAGCGCAACGCUGUGAGCUUGUGCGUGGAGGGCGAUGAGGACCUGGAGGAGGAGGACAGGCUGGGAGCAGAGGAGGAGGAGGAGGAGGAAGAGGAGGGGGACUUGAGUACCGAGGAGGCGGUGGUCCCACGGGUGCUUUACGAGGAACUGGUCCACAGCUACCGGCAGAGGGAGGAGGAGAUGCGGCACCUGCAGCAGGAGCUGGAGCGGACGCGGAGGCAGCUGGUGCAGCAGGCCAAGAAGCUGAAGGAGUACGGGAGCCUGCUGACGGAGGUGAAGGAGCUGCGUGACUUCAACAGGAGGCUGCAGGACGUCCUGCUCAUGCGGCUUGGCAGCGAGCCCAUGCAUGACAGUGGGACCCAGACAAUCAAGGCCGAAGUGAUGGAGCCCAUUGCUGAGCCCCCGGAGGUCUGCAGAGAAGAGGCCAACACCAGUUCCGGCCACUCCCAUUCGCCCUCCCCCAGGACGGUGUACACGUUCAAUGACGGAAAGGUACACCUGGGUGGAGGCAUUUGGGUGGAGGAGGAGAAAUGGCACCAGCUUCAGAGAACACAGGGUGAUUCCAAGUUCACCAAAAAUCUGGCUGUCAUGAUUUGGGGCACAGAGACCCUGAAGAACAGGAGUGUCACGGGUGUGGCUACCAAAAAGAAGAAGGACGCUCUGCCAAAGCCCCCGCUCUCCCCAAGCAAGCUUAAAAUCGUCAGAGAAUGUCUGUACGACCGAGUAUCGCAGGAAACCGCGGACAGUGCGGAGAUCACGCAGAGAUUGUCAAAAGUGAACAAAUACAUUUGUGAAAAGAUAAUGGAUAUCAACAAAUCCAUCAAGAACGAGGAGAAGCGCGAGUCCAAACUGCUCAUUAGACAAACGGUCAAGAUGGAAAAUUUCAACUAUGAUGGCAUGUAGUGAUUAAGGGUUGUUACCAUAGCUCAUCCUCCUCUUCUCGGACUGCCAAACAGGAAGAGGGUGGACAGGAUCAUCACCGCUGCCAUUUGAGAUUCUCACCGGAGCCCCAAUGAGGCCUUUGCAUCCCAAGCAAACCGGUGCCUGUUAGACAGCUUUACUACUCAGUUAACGUAUUCGGGAGUUAAAUGUGUUGUCGAGAGUCGCGAGACUGAGGUUUGGGGGGGUGUUUUCCAGGCCAGAGGAUUGGUGCGUUUGAAUCGGGCCGGAGGGAGGACGUGGUGGUCUUCUACAAGCCGUUCUGUGUCAGAACGUGACGUUUUUGUGCUAUAUAGCUACAGAGCAGGUGCACCUUCAGAAUAUGUUUUCUGAUUUUAGGAAGACUUUCUAAAAGCAUUAAUUUGGGCAAAUGCGGCGUUUGGAGUUUCGUAGGUUGCUACCUUUCACGUGCGAUCUGCGUCUCAGCCGUCUGUACUUUUCACAGGCCUGUCAAGGGACGUACUCUUUUUUUGAACAGGGUUGUAACUCUGCAUGUCUUAAUCAAUAGAGGCCACGCCUCUGUUUUUAGAUGCCCUAAAUGCCCUAGAGGUUGUCAUUUUUUGAGAAUCUUUAUUUGUGUUUGGAAGGGGAAGUCCCAGGUCUCCCUGUCCUAUCCCCUGAUAGGCUAGGAUACGUGGCCCUGCUUGCACAUGUCUGUUUACUGUUUGUGUUGUUUCUCUGUAAUCUUCUGACCAACCAUUAGCACUUGCUCUUGUAUUAUAUUGCAGAUCACCCUCUUCUUAGACCCCUUAAUGCUCCUGUAAGCUUUUGAGUUUGUUUGUGGAUUCUGGUUAGUGAUUAUCAAGCCUUUUUUUAGUCAGUCAUGAGCAGGAACAUUCAUGCAUAUGCAUAUCAUUUUUUUGAACUGUGAAUUUUACUACUUGAGGAGACAAAAAAAAAAAAACCUUGGAGUUUACUGUUAGAUCUGACUGUGAAAAUAGCUUUCUGUUGCUCAUCGGAGCCGUCGUGCUGAUUAGCAGUUUAAUUUUAGUGCGAUGCAGGUGAAAGCUUGGCCUUAUUCAUUUGGCAAUCAUGGGGGGGGGGGGCUUGUUCUGUCUUUAAACUAAACUGUGAUUGUAAAGUAAGCUGAAAUUGCUUGAACUGCACUUUGGCGUGUGAGCGUCCACUGUUGGCGUGCUCCAUGCUGAAAUGGACGUAAAGCUGUCGACAGUCGUCGGUCUAAGAUGCUGUGCUCCUCCCUGUGGGGCUGGGGGGGGAGGGUGGAGGGCAGAAAACCCACCCUCCCUGCUGUAACCCGCCUCUGUGGGGUGCCCCAUCCGGAAUGAAAUAAGGUAUAGUGACAACUUCCAACAAACAUGCCAUCAGAACUUAUUACGCUUCUGUUUUUUUCGUUUGUUCUUUCAUCUUCUGAGAAAGGUUUGUCCGGCUGUCUGCGGCAGUAACCUAAAUGCUGCAGAAUGGUUUCUCAACUGUGACCAUGUUUUUAACUGUGAUUGGCCUGCAGCUCUGCCAUUCCAGCAGGUGUUUUUUUUCCUGUUUGUCUGUCUAGGGGUUUCUUUCCUUUUUGUUAUGUUUUGGUUUUUAUUUAUGGAUAACUUCCCAGCCCCCAAGAUGAUUUACUCUUUGUAAAUUGAUUUUAUUUUCCCUUCUCACGAAACAUGGAAAUCCUGGAUAUUAGUCUAGGUUGCACCUUACCUUGCUGAGUAUAAUUGGUAAUGUUGUAAUUUCACCUUUUACCAGACUGGUUAGUCUCUCGUUCAUUUUAACUGUUGGCUUUAAGCUUGAUGUUCUAUUUUUUAUAAACACAAAUAUAGAUUGUAUGUAUAUAUGUGGAGAUGA
This is a messenger RNA of Paramormyrops kingsleyae, 3730 nucleotides long. RefSeq names its product BEN domain containing 5 (gene bend5). Gene Ontology annotation, molecular function: DNA binding. The record is from RefSeq and is a predicted model, not a curated record. Gene Ontology annotation, biological process: negative regulation of DNA-templated transcription. Lineage: Eukaryota; Metazoa; Chordata; Actinopteri; Osteoglossiformes; Mormyridae.